AUGAAUUUAGCAGAGAUUUGCGAUAAUGCCAAAAAAGGAAGAGAAUAUGCACUCCUUGGGAAUUACGACUCUUCUAUGGUAUAUUACCAGGGUGUCAUCCAGCAAAUCCAGAGGCAUUGCCAGUCGAUCAGAGAUCCAGCAAUUAAGGGCAAAUGGCAGCAGGUGCGACAAGAAUUAGUUGAAGAAUAUGAACAAGUUAAAAGCAUUGUCAACACUUUAGAAAGUUUUAAAAUGGACAGACGUGCAGAUAUCCCUGUUUCCUGUCAAGACGAGCCUUUUAGAGAUCCCGAUGUUUGGCCCCCUCCUGUUCCAGCUGAACACAGGGCUCCACCUCAGAUCAGACGUCCCAGCAAAGCUCUGAGGAAAGAAUCGCCAGGACUGCAGCCUCGUGGGCCUGUGGGCAGAGCACAUAUGGUAUCCAAGGGCGAGAAGCCUGCAGGCAGCCGCGAAAGGGAAUCUAGAGCUAGAGGAAGAGAUGACAAGGUAAGAAGCGGGGAGGAGUUUGGUGAUGGGGAAAUUCCAAAAUUUGAUGGAGCGGGUUACGACAAAGACUUGGUCGAAGCUCUUGAAAGGGACAUUGUGUCAAGGAAUCCAAGCAUUCAUUGGGACGACAUAGCAGAUUUGGAAGAAGCCAAGAAAUUAUUAAGAGAAGCUGUUGUUCUUCCAAUGUGGAUGCCUGAUUUUUUCAAAGGGAUCAGAAGACCUUGGAAGGGCGUGCUGAUGGUUGGUCCUCCUGGCACUGGCAAAACAAUGCUAGCAAAAGCUGUUGCUACAGAAUGCGGAACAACAUUCUUCAACGUGUCUUCCUCUACCCUGACAUCUAAAUACAGGGGCGAGUCUGAGAAGCUGGUCCGCCUCUUGUUUGAAAUGGCGAGGUUUUAUGCUCCAACAACAAUCUUCAUUGAUGAGAUCGAUUCCAUCUGCAGCCGCAGAGGCACAUCCGAUGAACAUGAGGCGAGUCGCAGAGUCAAGUCUGAGCUGCUUGUGCAAAUGGACGGGGUAGGUGGUGCUCUGGAAAGUGAUGACCCUUCCAAGAUGGUUAUGGUAUUAGCUGCUACAAAUUUUCCCUGGGAUAUUGAUGAAGCUCUCCGACGAAGACUGGAGAAGAGGAUUUAUAUACCUUUGCCCACAGCAAAAGGCAGAGCAGAACUACUUAAGAUUAAUCUUCGGGAAGUAGAACUAGAUCCUGAUAUCAGCCUUGAAGAAAUUGCUGAGAAGAUUGAAGGCUAUUCUGGUGCUGACAUCACUAAUGUUUGCAGGGAUGCCUCUUUAAUGGCAAUGAGACGACGUAUUAACGGCUUAACUCCAGAAGAGAUUCGUGCGCUUUCUAAAGAGGAGCUUCAAAUGCCAGUUACCAACGGGGACUUUGAGUUGGCUUUGAAGAAAAUCUCCAAAUCUGUUUCUGCUGCAGACCUGGAGAAGUAUGAAAAAUGGAUGGUGGAGUUUGGAUCUGCUUGAUCUCAGUGACAGAUCUCCUUCGCUAGAGUUUUAUGGGUUUUGUUGUUUUCACUUGCAAAAUGAGUUAGAAAUCUUUAAGGGUUUAAUAAAAGGUCUGCCUGUGCCCCCAUCCCACCCCUUUCUGGUGACAUGAUCUUUUAAACUUCAUUUGCCUUUAUAGGGAGUGAACACAAUAAUGAGCUGAUAUUGUAAAAGAUUUUUUUAUCUCUGAAAUAGUAAAAUAAUACAAACAGGAAGGGAAAAAUUAUACUUGUGAGGAUAAUCUUUUUAUUUUUCCAAUGAAGAGAAGUGUUACUUAACCUCCUCAUAGUCAUCUUUUAUGGCUGGAAUCAAUAAAUCAGCUGGGGAAUGUGACU
This is a messenger RNA of Nestor notabilis (Kea), 1814 nucleotides long. It is a transcript of the gene KATNAL1, whose product is annotated as katanin p60 subunit A-like 1. The coding region runs from base 1 to 1458 and encodes 485 amino acids. Gene Ontology annotation, molecular function: ATP binding; microtubule binding; ATP hydrolysis activity. The record is from RefSeq and is a predicted model, not a curated record. The transcript has 10 exons. Gene Ontology annotation, cellular component: microtubule; microtubule cytoskeleton. Lineage: Eukaryota; Metazoa; Chordata; Aves; Psittaciformes; Psittacidae. Gene Ontology annotation, biological process: microtubule severing.